This is a messenger RNA of Mugil cephalus (flathead mullet), 2375 nucleotides long. RefSeq lists its product as uncharacterized. Bases 816 to 1817 code for a protein of 333 amino acids. The transcript is spliced from 2 exons. Lineage: Eukaryota; Metazoa; Chordata; Actinopteri; Mugiliformes; Mugilidae. The record is from RefSeq and is a predicted model, not a curated record.
AACAGGGUACGGUGGCAUGGAAUUUAAUUAUACUGAAGGGACUACGACCACAUUCCAAUUCGAUCUGUGUGAUGUGAUUCAGUGUGGAACACGGACAGCUCACUGGCGGGGGUAUGAUGUGUAUCUAUGUUAUCAGUCAUCAUUAAAUAGAGCAUGCAGAAAGGGAAAAGGGUAUGCCAUGCAGUGGUGUAAGGGCCGGAAUAAGGUUACGAGCUACACCGGAUGGUGGACGCCUGUGUAUAAUAGUGGCAGGGGACAACCGCCAUUAGGACCAAUAGCAUUAUCCAGAGCCCGAUGGGUGCCGGGAAAAUACGACUCCAAUGCAAACAAUAAUCCCUUACUUUUGACAUUCCAAGGUCCGACCCAAGGCUGGACCGGAUCUCUUUACUUUAUUUUGGGGGUGGACAUUUCAGGUAAAGAUCCAAAAGCCAUUAUAAAGGUAAAUAUUGUCCAACCUAAAUCAAGCGGCUCCACGUCUGUGGCAGCUCCCUCCCAAACCAAGGCCACGUCCACGCAGACAUCUCAUCACUAACUUAUGUCCACAGACGAUCGAAUAAAGGUAAUAGACUACACGCAACUAGAUUCUAAUGACGUGAUUAAGAUUAAGACGUGAUUUGGCAAUUUGUAUUUGUUAGCCCUAUUUGUCUUUCCAUGUUACAUUCGGUUCCCCUAGGUCGGACGUAACACCACCGAUAAAAAACAAUACUCUUACAGGACCAUUCACGCCGGAAAAAGGUAACGGCACUUAUAUCUGUUUUAAUUUUACUACACCCAGAUGCAACAUCGAUCACACAUCCGCACCAACCAUAGGGCUUAUGGGCAACAUCCCCUCUGAAUGGUGUAACGAAACCAGGGAGGGAACAGACAUUGGUACAUGGGCUCGCGCCGGACUAUACUACUAUUGUGGAGGCGUCAGACUUCACGUACGCAUCAAUUCACACUCUAGGGGAGUGUGCGCCAUGGUAAGACUGCGCACACCAUUACUUUUAUUAGGAGACCAUCUUAUCACCUUACAUACAACGCAUGACAAAUCGACUGCCCUUACUCGCCGACGACGCAGACACAUAUUGAACAGGGCGCGUAGGGAGGUCUCCUCGCAGUCGUUUGACAAUUUGCUAAAAACUAGUCCUAACAAUCCCACAUACAUAGAUGCCAUAGGUGUUCCCCGUGGAGUCCCGAACGAAUUUAAAUUAGCUGAUCAGGUAGCGGCCGGAUUUGAGAAUGUUCCUAUAAUAAGUGCCAUCUUCCCAGUGACCCCGAAUAAAAAUGUCGACCGUAUUAAUUACGUACAUUACAAUGUAUUGAAAUUAGCCAACCUCUCCCGUGAUGCAGUAGCAGGACUCUCGGAACAACUGGCGCCCACUUCCCUCAUGGCUAUACAGAACAGAAUGGCUCUCGACAUGAUUCUGGCCGAGAAAGGGGGUGUAUGUUCCAUGUUUGGAGACAUGUGUUGCACAUUUAUCCCAAACAACACGGCACCAGACGGAUCUGUAACCAGAGUCCUGGAAGGCCUGAGAGCGCUCUCGAACACAAUGCACGAACAUUCCGGCCUCGACAACCCCAUGGAUGAGUGGUUUGCUAGCACGUUUGGUAAGUGGAAGAGUUUGAUUUUAUCCUUAUUAAUGUCGAUUGCAGUAUUUACAGCCAUCCUGGUUACAUGUGGCUGCUGUUGCGUGCCUUGUAUUCGGUCUCUGAUGGUCAGGUUUAUCACUACUACCAUAGAAGGUAAAUCUCAGCCACCGCCUUAUAUGAUGCCCCUCCUUCAGGAUGAAGUGGAGAUGGAGCUGGGAGAUAUCAGGGAUUCGUCUGCAGUUUAAAUGUUUGAUUUUAUACGCUGGGCUAGCUUGUGUUGAUCUCUUUAUAGAGAUCAAAAGGGGGAAUAACAAUUUUUCAUUUAGUUAGUUUAGGUUGAUCUCUUUGUAGAGAUCAAAAGGGGGAAUUGUGGGAACAGUAAAAUGUAUGCGUGCUUAUGAGUGCUUUAAUAAUCAGGUUUAAUUACUAGAAGUGAUUCAAUAUGCAAUAUAUGGGACAUAAUCAAUGGAACAGAAUACACUGAACAUGUACUGCGUGCAGAAGUGGGAAAACACUGGAAGGCCGAAUGAUAUGAUUGUAUUGAGAACAACAUGUACUUAAAGGUCACAAUGUAUUUUCUGAAGAUGUCUCGCGGGGGGAGCAGGACGCGCCGGACCACAAUCUAACAGAGAAAGUGUGUCAAAGAGGAGAAGUAGAGGAGCCUAUCAGGAGUAGACAAACACCCUAGACUGUAGGAAUAGAAAAGAACUGCUCCCGCGAAGGCAACUCAGAUCCAGACUCAUAUCUUUGUAUGUACUGUGGUCUCCACACUCUGCAGACUGUGAAUAAAUACUCGUACUCGA